This is a messenger RNA of Maniola jurtina (meadow brown), 3319 nucleotides long. Its product is annotated as glutamate receptor ionotropic, kainate 2. Gene Ontology annotation, biological process: monoatomic ion transport. Gene Ontology annotation, cellular component: postsynaptic membrane; plasma membrane. The coding region runs from base 355 to 3027 and encodes 890 amino acids. The record is from RefSeq and is a predicted model, not a curated record. NCBI's taxonomy places the organism in Eukaryota, Metazoa, Arthropoda, Insecta, Lepidoptera, Nymphalidae. The transcript has 21 exons. Gene Ontology annotation, molecular function: glutamate-gated receptor activity.
AUGUUGUUUUACAUAAUCAUAGCUAUGUAUUUCCAUGAAAUAAUCAGUAGGAUUUCAUUCUUCCCUUCGAGGCGUGUGUUCAAAACUCUAUGGGGUUCGAAAACCUAUAAAACGCGUCAAUAGUAGUAAAAUAUUGACUUUUACACGUGUUUAUAUGUGAGAUAAUGUGCGAUUGUACGUUUGGUGGCAAGUGGGCGGUGUAUUUUGUGUGAUUAUGAUAUUUUCAUCAUAACUAUGCAAAACCUACGUGAGCUCAUGAAAAUGAAUUAAUGAUUCCAUGUUGUCGAGAUUAGACGGCAGAUUAUUGAUGGUGGUGCCGUCUGGUGGUGGUGGGUGGUGGGGUGAUGGUGCAAUAUGUGGAGCGAGUGGCGCUGGCUCGUGCUCGUGUUGAAUGCUGUCGCCGCACUCUCGCCCGUCGUUAAGAUCGGUGCAAUCUUCACAGAAGAAGCCCGCGGAGGCAGCGCAGAGCUAGCGUUCAAGUACGCCGUGUAUCGAAUCAACAAGGAACGCAGUUUAUUGCCAGAAACCACGCUGGUGUAUGACAUACAGUAUACCACUGCCAGAGACACUUUCAGGACUUAUAAGAAAGCCUGCACACAGAUCAAGUCGGGGGCUAUAGCUAUAUUCAGCAGCGCAGGCCCACUGCUGGGGUCCACGCUGGCCGCGAUGUGUCGCUCGCUGCAUGCGCCGUACAUGACUGUGGCGCCACACUUUGUUGACAACCUCAACAACUCAGACUCCUUCAUAGUCAACCUGUACCCCUCUAGAGAACUGAUGGACGAGGCGUUCAAAGACUUGACUGCUUUCCUGAACUGGACUAGGAUGGGAAUUAUAUACGAAGAUUAUGGGUUUGGGGAACUAAACAUAGUGCGUGUAGCGCGCGACGGACGCGACAUGUACGCAGUGCGGUGUGAAGCGCGGGACUACAGACGUGCGCUGGCGCAGCUCAAAGCGCAGCGUAUAGUGCAUAUCGUGGUCGACACCGACCCUAAGCAUUUGCGCAUGCUUUCUAGAGCUAUUCUUCAACUUCAAAUGAACAACGAAAAUUACCAUUACAUUUUUACCUCAUUCGAUAUGGAACUGUUCGACCUGGAAGAUUUCCUCUACAACCGGGUCAACAUGAGCGGCUGGAGGCUGGUGGACCGGGACUCAGAUAAAGUGAAGGACGCCCUGCAGGUUAUGGAGAAGUUCCAUCCUAUUGGCGCUUCCAUACUCAGCGGGGGACAUAUUAAGACUGAACCAGCACUUCUGUACGACGCAGUCCAAGUGCUGGCAUUAGCUCUCGCUUCCACUAAGGACGUGCAUACGAACAAUGUGACGUGCGAGACAGAGAUGCAUAUAGCACACGGUGACGACUUGCUGGAGAAUAUUAACAAGAUCCAAGCCCACGGUUUAACAGGCCCAAUCGCCUUCACCGAUGGCGUACGAACCACCUUCAACCUUCAACUAAUGAGGUUGACUGGUGGAGAACAUGGAGGUGCUGUGCUGGCUGGCCACUGGGCUCCAGGAGAUGGUCUCCAAGUCACAGACCCUGCUGCUUACAGGCGUGAUCCUCCGCCUAAUGUGACUCUCACCGUUGUCACUGUUGAGGAAAAACCCUACGUCAUGGUGAAGGAAGGCUGGAACCUGCAAGGCAACGCCAGGUUCGAGGGUUUCUGCAUCGACCUGCUCGCCCGCGUCGCAGCCAGGGCAGGCUUCCACUACAGACUGAGACUUGUCCCGGAUAAUAUGUACGGGGCCUGGGACCCUGAUACCGGGCAGUGGAACGGAAUUGUCAAGGAAUUGAUGGAUCGGAAAGCAGACAUAGCCGUGGCGUCAAUGACAAUAAACUACGCUAGAGAGGCUGUUAUUGACUUCACGAAGCCUUUCAUGAAUUUAGGCAUCGGGAUUUUAUUCAAGGUGCCAUCUUCUCAACCAACAAGAUUGUUCAGCUUCCUAAACCCUUUAGCGAUAGAGAUUUGGCUCUAUGUACUAGCUGCUUAUGUGCUGGUGUCCUUUACUCUGUUCGUCAUGGCUCGCUUCUCUCCGUAUGAAUGGUCAUCAAGCACACACGUCUGUGGCCACGAAACCAAGCUUCUAACGAACCAGUUCAGCGUGUGCAACUCUUUCUGGUUCAUCACUGGAACCUUCUUGAGGCAGGGCUCUGGAUUGAAUCCUAAGGCGACAUCUACCAGGAUAGUAGGAGGUAUCUGGUGGUUCUUCACCCUCAUCAUCCUGUCCUCGUACACCGCCAACCUGGCCGCAUUCCUCACCGUGGAACGAACUGUGCUGCCCAUACAGAGCGCCGCAGAUCUGGCCGCGCAGAACAGCGUGCAGUACGGCACGCUCAAUGGAGGAUCCACAAUGACUUUCUUUAGGGAUUCCAAUAUAGACAUCUACCAGAAGAUGUGGCAACACAUGUCGUCAGCCUCCCCGCCCGCGCUCGUCUCCUCUUACGAGGAGGGAGUGAGGAGGGUGCUGGCUGGGAACUACGCGUUCCUCAUGGAGUCCACCAUGCUGGACCAUAGAGUGCAGAGGGACUGCAACUUGACGCAGAUCGGUGGACUGUUGGAUUCUAAGGGUUAUGGCAUAGCAACGUGGAAGGGCAGCCCGUGGAGGGACAGGAUCUCGCUGGCGAUCCUCGAGCUGCAGGAGAAGGGCGUGAUCCAGAUCCUCUACGACAAGUGGUGGAAGAACACCGGCGACGUGUGCAACCGGGACGGCAAAGACGGCAAGGCUAAUCCAUUGGGCGUGCAGAAUAUUGGCGGGGUGUUCGUGACUUUGCUGUGCGGUCUGGUGCUGGCCAUAGUGGUCGCCAUCUUGGAGUUCUGCUGGAACACCAAGAAGAACGCCUCUCAAGGUCGCCAGUCGUUGUGCAGUGAAAUGGGACAGGAGUUAAGGACAGCAAUGCGAGGAGGUUCAUCUAGAACAGUGUUAAGACCUGGAUGCUCCAGGUGCUCCCCUGGAACCCACGUGCCACCAGCGCCUGGAAGAUACGAGACUGAUGGUUCGAGCACGGUAGAGUUAAGGGAGCUGCGGUGGUCGUAGCGCGGGGCGCGGCGCGGAGCCUCCGCGCCUGCGUCCCCCGCCCCCGCGCGCCUCGCACCCCGCCCCGCCACCCUCCGACACACCUGCAAUUCCGUAGGCACAAUAAGAAGAACGACCUCCUACGUCCUAAAAGACCCUAAAGAGAAGAAACACGUGCAAAUCGUCGCGUAGCCAAACAUGUAGACUAGAAAUAGAGUUAGGUUUUAUAUAAACUAGCAUUAUAACAGGGGCUCGCUCUCCGUUACUCACUACAUACAAUCGUAGUCCCAAUUUCAUUUGAAUAUUAAUCAAC